Messenger RNA from Amblyraja radiata (thorny skate), 1624 nucleotides. RefSeq names its product methyltransferase 8, methylcytidine (gene mettl8). The record is from RefSeq and is a predicted model, not a curated record. Lineage: Eukaryota; Metazoa; Chordata; Chondrichthyes; Rajiformes; Rajidae. Gene Ontology annotation, molecular function: tRNA (cytidine-N3)-methyltransferase activity.
GUGUAGUUUACUAUGGGGCCUGUGGGAAAUGUAGUUCUAAACCGGCGCUGUCAUCGUGGACUGAGGAUUUUCUGUCGUCUCAGUGCAGCCGUGACCUCGUGUCCCGGCGUUUCUGCUGACCUUCCGUGUCUGCACGCUGAGUUUGCAGCUGGAACUGUGCUCUUGCUUGUUCCACUUUGCAGCUGGAAGUGGACGUACGAAAUGUCGGCGAUCCCAACGAGCAGGAGGCAGGGGCCGGAGUCCCGAGGCAUUGCUUUUACCUCGGGUUGCUCAGCUCAGCGCUGGUGUCCCCGGAGCGUAGGGAGACAUUUCAUCCAAAUGAAGAGGAGGCCACAAAUGGCAUUGAUUCACACGGUGUCUAUUGCAUUGCUGAAGAAACUUGGCUUGCACUGCAGAUUUCAAAGUACCGGACGACCCACUGCUCCUCUUGGCUCCCGAAUUUUAUCUGAUCCCAGCCGAGUGUUUGAGCACAAUAUGUGGGAUCACAUGCAAUGGACUCCAGAGCAGGAAGCUCUUGCUAGACAAAAAGCUGAAGAAAAUUCUAGUGUUAAAGUCUCAAUAGAAGAACAAGUCAAAUACGAUAAAGAUGCCUGUAGCUACUGGAAUGAAUUCUACAGAGCUCACCAAAACAAAUUCUUCAAAGAUCGUAGAUGGUUGUUCAUGGAAUUUCCCGAGCUCCUGCCACACAGAACACACGAGUGUAAUGAAGUUGUCCUUGAACCGGAAAAGACUUCCAUAUUAUUUUCUGCCGUUUGCUCGCAGAUGCAAACAAAAUUGGACAGUGUUUACAAGACCUAUGCUGAACAGGCAGUUGAAACUGUGAGAAAGCAGAAUCUGCAGAGAACAAAUGAUGACAUGAACAUGGAGCAUAAAGGACAAGACUGGAAAUGGAUGGACAGACAAAAGAAUCAAGGAUAUUUUCCUGGUAUUGACUUCAAUUUCAAAAUAUUUGAGGUUGGAUGCGGUGCAGGAAACAGUGUUUUUCCUAUCUUGAGUAAAAUUCGAGAUUCCAGUACAUUCCUUUAUUGUUGUGAUUUUUCAACACAUGCCGUGCAUCUGGUGACGUGUCACCCUUUAUACAAUGCAUCCCAGUGUCAUGCCUUUGUUCAUGAUAUGUGUGAUGAAGCAACUUCCACUUACCCGUUUCCAGAUGGAAGUAUUGAUGUCAUUCUCCUUGUAUUUGUGCUUUCUUCUAUUCAUCCAGAAAGGAUGCAGAUGGUAAUAAAUAGAUUGAGCAAGUUACUCAAACCUGGAGGAAUGAUAUUGUUUCGGGAUUAUGGUAGAUAUGAUUUGUCUCAGCUUAGAUUGAAGAAAGUGACUCAGGUCAUGCGCAACUCCAUGACAAACGUCCCAGAAAAUCAUGACGAUUGUCGUUGUUUAUUUGGAAACUUUUAUGUACGAGGAGAUGGUACUCGUGUUUACUUCUUUACUAAUGAAGAGAUUGCACGUAUAUUCAUCUCGGCAGGUUUGAAAGAAGUUCAAAAUGUAAUGGAUCGACGACUCCAAGUUAACCGCAAAAAGAAAGUUGCAAUGCAUCGUGUUUGGGUGCAAUGCAAAUACCAAAAACCAUUCACAAAAGAUUUACAUUAAAGUUGCAGAUAUUUUUUAGAUUUCCUUAAAUUAA